Messenger RNA from Lucilia sericata (common green bottle fly), 1403 nucleotides. Its product is annotated as acyl-CoA Delta(11) desaturase. Gene Ontology annotation, molecular function: stearoyl-CoA 9-desaturase activity; iron ion binding. Gene Ontology annotation, cellular component: endoplasmic reticulum membrane. Gene Ontology annotation, biological process: unsaturated fatty acid biosynthetic process. The record is from RefSeq and is a predicted model, not a curated record. The coding region runs from base 235 to 1266 and encodes 343 amino acids. Lineage: Eukaryota; Metazoa; Arthropoda; Insecta; Diptera; Calliphoridae. The transcript has 5 exons.
UUAAUUAUUUCAUUUGUGAUUUGUGAUUUCUUUAAGUUCGUUUUAGAAUUUGAAAUUUAAACUUUAGUUCUUAACUAAACGUGGACGUGUGCUGUUUGCUUGGAUCAUUUUGGUGCAACGGCUAACAGUGUUAGAGUGUUAUAAGUUUUUUUAAUUAAGAUCCUGGCUUGUAAAAAACAAAUAUAUAUAGAAGAAUACUUAAUACUUUAGUCGCACAAAUACAAUCCGAACAAAAUGGACACAAUGCAACAGAAAUCCAAUGCUGUGGAAGCAAACAAAUCUGAAACGACUGGCGAUAAUGUGAAAAAAUCUUUGAAACGUGAAGCCAGUUGGCCAUCGGUAUUAUUUUACAUACAUUUACACAUACUUGGACUCUAUGGUAUAUUUGUAAUGUUCACCAGUGCCUCAUGGUUGACGAUUAUUUUCACUAUCAUUUUGUCAGUAUUGGGUAUUUUGGGAGCUACAGCUGGAUCACAUAGAUUAUGGGCUCAUGGCACUUAUACCGCUUCCACCACAUUGAAAAUUUUCCUUAUGUUGUGUCAAACUUUAGCGGGUCAGGGUUCCAUUUACAACUGGGUAAGAGCUCAUCGUUUGCAUCAUGAAAAAUUCCGUAAGCCAGAAGAUCCUUUCUUCAGUAAUCGUGACUUUAUGUCGGCACAUGUUUAUGCUCAAGUUUUAAACUACCAUCCCGAACAGGAGGCCUUAUUGGAAAAAAUCGAUAUGAGUGAUUUGGAAAAAGAUGGUGUGGUAAUGUUUCAAAAAAGAUUCUAUUGGCUUUUGUAUUUUGUUAUUCAUGUUUUAAUACCCAUCAAUUCGCCACUCGAAUACUGGGGUGACUCAUUGGCCGCCUCUAUUGUUGUGGCCUUUUCAUUGCGUUACAUGAUUGUUCUCAAUCUCUGCUGGCUGGUUAAUUCCGCUCAUUUAGUUUGGGGUUUGGAUAAAAGCUUUAAACCCUCCGAUUCGAAUAGUGUUUUCUUUAUUACCAAAAGCUAUUGGCCCCAAUAUCACUAUAUGCUGCCCAACGAUUAUCAAAGUGGUGAAUAUGGUAAUUACGCCACAGGUUGUAUUACCGCCAUGAUACGAGUGUUUGCUGCUUUGGAUUUAGCCAAAGAUUUGCGUACAAUUAGUUCGACUGCAGUGCGCAAUGGCUUGACGGAAGCUGUCGAAACUGGUCGCCCCAUAGUGGAUUGUAUUAAUGAAUUCGCCCGCAAGGAGGAGAAAGAUAUGCCCAAGAAUCAUUUCCUUAAUAGGGAAAAGUUUAUGUAAAAGUUCACACAAAUAUUUGGGUAGUAAAAAUUAAUGUAAAAAUAUUUAUACAUAUAUAUAUAUUGUCUUAAAAAAAAUUUCGGCUUAUAUAGUUAAAUAAAUUUAUUUUUGAUAAAAAUUAAUAUAUAAAAUAUAUA